CUGGCUGUGGGCAAUGCAGUGGGGUUUAAGGCUGGGUAAGAGGCCCUGUGUCCCCCCUCCACACUUCUAGGCAUGUUGGGUACCCAAACCAGAGACCAACUGUGAAGGGAUGCGGCCAUUUCAACGCCGCUGGGCCUUUAAUCCUGCCUCUGGCCUCUGUGAGGAUUUCCUCUACUGCACUGGAAACAGCAGCAACAACUUCCCUUCCUUUAAUGCCUGUAGGGACCAGUGCAUGUUGGGUGCGUGCUGCCUCCGCAAACAGCGGCAGGAUCUUCCCUCUGGCCACCAGAAUUACACCUUACAUGGAUACAACAUCUCCUCUGUGAACAGGACUCUCUGGAGAUAUGACCACAAUAAUUUGGAGGAUGAAAUGUUUUACAGCAAUAUAGACUCCAACCGCACUGAGAUGAAAGAUCUUAAAGGAAACCUUCAAAGUGUAGACUGCCGCAGGGACCCGGAUUUCAAUUAUACCUGUGAUUACCUAACCCUAACACAGUGCCAAGCUUUGUUGAAUGACCAAGCUGGAGAGGCGCAAGUAAUGAGCUUCUCCACCGGAGCGAAGUGUACUGACGUAAGUUGUGGUGGAGGUUGUGGUUGCUUCCUUCAACAAAAGCUGUGGAGAUAUAGGGAAUGGUUCAGGCAAGGCUGUGAAGAGUGCACAUGCACACAUAAUGGCAGCGUUGACUGUGUGUGCAGACAUCUGACCCAGCGUAAAGAGAUAAGAGACCUUACACAGAGAGAGAGGAAGUUGUACCAGCGGGCUAUCAGGAAAGUCUAUGCCAAGCCAGCUGUGUGGAAGGGCUUUGCGCUACUGAGAGCUGAGUUCUCCCCUCUGGCCAGUGAUCAUACCUUCUUCCUCCCAUGGCACCGCUACUUCCUACAGUUAGUAGAGCGUGAGCUGCAGUCAGUGUCAUCAUGCAGACUGGCGCUUCCGUAUUUUGAGUGGACAGUGGACUCUGGGUCAAUGAAGUCCUCGGCUGCGUGGCAGGCUGGAUUGUUUGGAGGAGAUGGUGAGCCCGGCUCCAACUGCGUCCUACAUCACCCUUUCCGGGGCUUGACUUCCCGUUUCCACUGGUCGCCUUGUCUCAGACGCAGUUUCAACUCCUCGGUGUGGCUGCCAGAUGCAGUGACCCUGCAGAGGACUGUAAAUCAGGCAGACUUCCAGGUAUUUUCCCAGUCUCUGCAAACCUUUUCUGGCCACUUUAGGCUUUGGGUAGGGGGGCAUAUGGCUUCCCCUCUGGCUGCUUACGACCCAUUAUACCUGUCUCACAUGGCAUUCAUGGACAAGCUGUGGGCACAAUGGCAAGAUAAACAUCAGCAUGGAUCAAAAAGACAAAAUUCCAGGGACGAUAAGGCUCAGAGCAGCAUCAUUUACCCCGCCAGACAGAGGCAUGUGAAGAUAAAGCCUUUUGAUGUUACCCCUGAUGAUGUGAUGUCUUCCCAGCAGCAGAUGUGUAUUGUAUACGUGCCCAUAACCAUUGGUGCACCUUGUAAUAUAACAUCAUUACAAACACACCCAAGAGGGAGUCCGAAAUUUAAGAAGCGUAGCUUGGACAAACACAACUCACACUCCAAUAGUUUUGUCAUUGGAGGCUUUGACAGCAGUGGUUUUGACCAGCACGGAUAUGAUCGUAAUGGCUAUGACUGGAGCGGUUGGGACAAGUGGGGCUAUGGCAAAGAUGGCUUUAACCGGGACUUUAUUGAUAUGGAUGGAUAUGAUGUAUCUGGUUUCAACCGCUAUGGGUUCAACCGUUCUAAUGUCACCUGGUUUGGCAUGCGUAAAGAUGGCAUGUUUGAGAGUGUGAAAAAGAAAAAGCAUAACGAGACAGAUGAAGAGGAGGAGAAUGAUAACAAGUCACACAAAGACAAGAUAAUGUCCAAGCUCUUCGGUGACAAAGGCUACAGCAUCUACGGGUUUGAUCCAUUUGGUUUGGAUCGCAGCGGGUUUGACGCAUUCGGCUUUCGAAUGGAUGGCUAUGACAAGGACAGUUGCAACUGGUUCUUCAAUGGGCCGCACUACCUGCGGUUCUACUUCCACACCCAGCAGCAGUUGAUGUCAUCCAGUGACCAAGCUUUAAACCGUAUCACCCGUACCUGCCCUCCAAUCUCCUCCCUGCCCCAACACUGGGUCAGACAGGACUGGAUGACCUUUGAUCCAGACAAAAGCAGUGCUCUGAAUAGUCUACUACAGCAGGAAUGGAUGAGACAAAUUAAGCCAGAGAGUGAUGAUAAUGUUACAGCAGCUACUCAAAAUAAGAGCAACAUAUGGCUUCCACACACACCAGAUCACAGGUUUUGCUUCAAGCUCCACUGGUUCAGCGGCUGUCCCCUUGGCUCUGCGCCUAUCAGCUGCCCUAACCUCUGCAAUCAGGCCCGCUGCCACGUGUACCCCGAGGCUGUCUGCCAUAUGCGCAAUUGUGGUUCCUGUUUCACAGAGUGGCGAGAUCCAACAACUGGAAACCACGUAAUAUGCCAUGGCUGGUAAACACUGGAUUGUUUCCCAGAAAAAUGGAGGAAUAAAGUACUUUAUACAGCUUUUCACAACAGUGAGAAGAGAACGGACCAUCAUUCGGUACCUGCAUCGUCUCUGUGAGCUCAGAGAAACAGAAAGCACUUCAUCAUAAUGAUGACUGUUGAGAGGACUGAUACUGGAGUA
Messenger RNA from Epinephelus lanceolatus (giant grouper), 2656 nucleotides. Lineage: Eukaryota; Metazoa; Chordata; Actinopteri; Perciformes; Serranidae. The record is from RefSeq and is a predicted model, not a curated record.